CUCCGCUCUUCCGAUAUUUAUCACCCAACGGCUACGGCGUCCGUUCCGCCGUUAAAACCCGCGGAAGUCGACUUCCGCUCCUCUCCCUCUUCCCGGGAGGACCGGUCUCCGGGAGAAGAAAGAGAAGCGGAGGAGAAGGCCGGAGACCGGAGGGACCCGUUACGGGAGAAAGAGCGGAGUUGGUCUCUUCCGUCGGUGGCCUCCCCGGGAAAAACCCGGGAGUCGGCGCCUGCGCGGAAGGCGGCGGGCGGCCGUGGUCGGCCACCUCGGAUCCAGAGCCGAGUGGCCGUCGGAGCGCGCGGACGUCGGCCCCAGGGUGGAAUGUAGCGUAGAGGCCAUGAAGAAGCGGGCCGCUCCAUCGGACGACGGACCCUCCGCCGGGGCCGUUCCGGACGUGACGACCUCGACUCUGGUGGGCAUCUGCGUAGGAGGAUUGCUGUUCGUGGUGUCCGUGGCCGUGGUGGCUUACUUCUGCUACAAGAAGAGGGGCGAGCGACUGGGAUACAAACCGCGUUCGGAUCCGGAGAAGAACGCCCCCGACAAGCCCCUGGUGCCCAGAAAGCCGUCGGCGGUCAAGAGUCCCAACGGAGGUCCCGCCAGACCCGUUCUGAGGAAGAGCUCGGCACCGCCGGGUCCCGGAAACUUUCCCCCCGGGAGGCGCUGUCCUCCGGAGGACGGAGAGACCGAGAAGCGUGACCCCUGCAAAAACCCGGGACGAAACACGGAGGCCAAGCGGACGACGUCGUUUUCGGAGAACGAGAAGGACCGGAACGGAGAGAAGGACAACAGGGAGACGGAGAGGGAGGAGAACGAAAAGAACAAACUGGGCAAACUGCACUUCGAGUUGAAGUACGACGCCGAGAAGAACUCUCUGCUGGUGACCAUCUGCAAGUGCACCGACCUUCCUCCCAAAGACCGGAACGCCGGCACCUGCGACCCCUACGUCAAACUGCAGCUGCUGCCCGAGAAGCAGUACCGAGUCAAGACCAGGGUGCUGAGGAAGACCGUCGACCCCGUCUACGGCGAAGACUUCACCUUUUACGGAAUCGGCGCCGGUCAGCUGCGGGCCCUGACGCUGCAUUUCGUGGUGCUAGGUUUCGACCGCUAUUCCAGGGACGACGUCAUCGGCGAGGUGGUCCGUCCCCUGUCCGAGGUGGAGAUGGAGAAACUGAAGAAGCGCACCUCCUUCUGCGAAGAGAUCGCGCCCAGAAAUUGGAAGUUGAGGGCCCAAGGUCACGGGGAGCUGCUGGUGUCGCUGUGCCACCAACCCGCCUCCAACAGGUUGACCGUGGUGGUGCUGAAAGCGCGAAACUUGCCGAAAUUGGACGUCGCGGGACUGUGCGAUCCCUACGUGAAAAUAUAUCUGCUGUACAACAACCAGCGCAUCGCCAAGAAGAAGACCCACGUCAAGAAGCGCACCGUCAAUCCGGUGUUCAACGAGUCCUUUCUGUUCGAGGUGCCCUUCAACGAGGGACUGAGCCACGUGGGUCUGGAGUUUCUGCUACUGGACUGGGACCGCGUGACCAAGAACGAGGUGAUCGGCAGGCUGGAGAUGGGGCGCGGAGCCUCGGGCUCCGCCCUGGACCAUUGGCUGGAGGCGUGCUCGUCGCCCAGGAGACAGAUCGCCCAGUGGCACAAACUGGGGGAGUGACGCGCACGCUGUACGCACCGCCUUUCUUCACCGUCGGCCUUCGAACCUUCGGGAUCCAUCCGCCAACGUUUCGGUUUGGCUCGGGCGCGGAAGCCGGCUUCCGUCGUCCGUCGGAAAAUGCGGAAGGAAGAGGGCGCCCCGGAAGUCCGUUUCCCCGCGGUCCCCCGAGCGGCCGACCCUCACCGGUUUCCGAGCGCCCGAACGGAGUUUUCCGUAAACGCCGGGCGCGGCGCGCGAGCUAAAGUCUGGAGACCGCGGGGGCGGUCGGAGAUUUUUCGCCAACCGUUUUGGCAGCGAAAUCCGUCGGGCCCCGGAGGCGCGGAGCAGAAUUUUUCGUCUAGAUCUACUUUUGCCGGAAUAAAGGCCGAGUACGUAAAUAACCAGUGAAUUGGGAGAAAGAAACCGCCCAGCCCGGUGUUAUUUAUUUUUUUUAAACUUUCCGUUGUCAAUAAUUGUUUCGUACGUAAAAAGUGGAAACCUUUCCUCCAUAAAUUACUUCGAACCACGUUCAGUUAUUAAGGAAUGGAUAAGGAAGUUUUGGCAUAACUGCGAGCUUCGUUACACCUUAUUUUCCAAGUUUUAACAUCCGAUGCGCUUAAACGCAACCUACCGGCUAAUAAUAGGACGGUUUAAAACCUUACCAGAGGUUCUGCCACCGGCCGUUUUAAGCCCGGGCCGCGGGCCGAACAAAGACUUUGCUGUCGGCUCCGGCGCCGAUGGCCCGAUUCCUUUAGCCAAACGGGGCGGCGGGGAAUUUUCCGGGCCGGACCCCAAGCCGUUAUUGGAAACGACCGGCGCCGCCUGGCCGUCCUCCGCCUCGCGCGGCGGGCGCGCUCGACGUCGACGUCUCACUACCCGAAGUCCUUCUCGGUGGACGCCGCGUUCUCCGUACGUAACUAUCCGGACGCGUCUUUCCGAAUUCUCCCCGUUCCCCCUCCUCUUCCUCUCCGUUAACCGGCGGCCGGACGGCGGACCGAGUGCCGGGCCCGGUCGAAUCGGAUCCCGCGCGGACGCUUUCGUACGCGAGUGUUAAACGUUAAGAAAUAAAAGCCAACGUAUCGUGGAAUCUCGCCCUUGUCGUAAGUCUUAAAGCCCGGAUCCGCGGCGCGGCCUCCGUGGAUGGUGUUAUCACGUUCUAAUAAAGAUGUUUUAGUAUGUUUAUCGCGCCUGGUCGUCUUUCUUUCCCUCCGCUAAACAGGAAGGCGGAUCGACAAGCCUUCCGUUUCCCCGCGCGCGGACAACUCCCGCCGGUCGGCGGGAAAAGGCGCUUCUGGCGUUUAACUGGCUGCCGGAAGGGGAAGGAAAAUAAUUAAAAAGCAGAAAAUCGCCUCCUUAACGUCUUUCGGCCCGGUUUACCCACCGCUUUUCUUUCCUCGGUAAUUUCGCCCACCUGUCGAUUGGGAAAAGGGAUGGGUCUCUCCCGGACCGCGGCGGCGGGCCGGGAGAGUUCCCGGUGGAAAGGCGGAUCGGCCGCCUCCCGCGUCGCGUAAAGAAAAUACGGCGCGAAAUCGAUUAUGCCAAUUAAUUCGGACGCGCCGCGCGGGGAAAGAACAAAACAAUAACUUUAAGAUUUCUUCGUUAAUUUUUCGCCCAUAAAAUACUCCGGCAACAUUUAAAACCGCGCCGUCCGUUAGCGUAUUUUAUUAUUAAAACUUUUUAUAUUUUUAGUUAUUAUAAAAGGUCAAAAAGUUUAAUUUCCGGGGUAGGACGGGUUUUAUAAAAAAGACUAAACGCUAAUAACCGAGAAAACGGCCGUUGAGUCGCGCCCUUUAAUGGAGAUUUAAUCGCAUCCGUCCGUGGCGGCCGAAUUUGACAAAUCUUCCGGCAAAAGAACGGGAGUUAUUUAACUGGGAAGGGGGCGAAGAAGUUACCACUGCGGGAAAACGACGGCGUAAGGAAGGCUUUUCUGCGGGCGCCGCCGUUACUCCGGUCAAAAUGCUAUGGAAUGAAAAAGAAUCGAAGGUUAAGAACACGCCGACGACGGUAGACCGCCUAUCCCCAUUAAUCUUAAGGUUUUUCGGUUUUACGCCAGUGGCUACGCGGCGAUAAUUUUCGGUUAAGCCGGAACUUAUCGUUGGGUUUAGCUUAUUUUACGCUUUAACCAUUGGCCAAUGGCGCCCGCCAAGGAUUUCCCCAAACUUCGGCAACCGGGAAGCGACGUAAAUAGAUACCGUCUGCGUAACGUUUUUAUUUUAUAUUCGUGGCUUAAAUAAAAUAAAAAUCGGUAUCGACGUAGCGUAAUAUCUUAUAAUACGACGGAGACGGGCGG
Centruroides sculpturatus (bark scorpion) is the source of this 3920-nucleotide messenger RNA. RefSeq names its product synaptotagmin-4-like. The record is from RefSeq and is a predicted model, not a curated record. Gene Ontology annotation, cellular component: membrane; synapse; axon. Gene Ontology annotation, biological process: regulation of dopamine secretion; calcium-ion regulated exocytosis; regulation of calcium ion-dependent exocytosis. Gene Ontology annotation, molecular function: phosphatidylserine binding; SNARE binding; calcium-dependent phospholipid binding. NCBI's taxonomy places the organism in Eukaryota, Metazoa, Arthropoda, Arachnida, Scorpiones, Buthidae. The transcript has 4 exons. The coding region runs from base 338 to 1651 and encodes 437 amino acids.